GCAUGAUAUCGUUUUAAGCGAAAAUAAUAACAUUUGAAGCAAGAAAUGGAUGAGAAUCAAUUAAAGGAUGUUUUAAAAAGUCGUUUCAAUUUCAACACCUUCAAAUCCAACCUCCAAAAAGAUGCAAUCAUUAAAAUCGUUCAAGAAAAAGCGGACGUUUUGGUUUCGAUGCCUACGGGCUCGGGAAAAUCGCUUUGUUACCAACUCCCCGCCGUGUUAAAAGAGAGGCAAACAACGUUGGUGUUUUCGCCGCUUUUAGCGUUAAUAAAAGACCAAAUCGAUCAUUUAAAAGCGAUUAAAAUCCGAGCGGCGUCUUUAAACUCAAAAACUUUAAAAGGAGAGCGCGAAACGAUUUUAACUGAUCUAAAAAGUGUCUCACCUAACAUUAAGUUAUUGUAUAUAACCCCUGAGCAGGCUUCAACUCAAACUUUUAAGGAGUUAUUUCAAAAUUUGGUUAAAUUUGAUAAAAUUGCGUAUAUUGUAGUUGAUGAAGCGCAUUGUGUGAGCGAAUGGGGGCACGAUUUUCGGCCGGAUUAUCUCAAAUUAGGCGAAUUAAGGAAGGGGAAUGAGAUCCCUUUUGUUGCUUUAACCGCGACGGCCGGGGCGGAAGUCACAAAAGACAUUAUUUAUAACCUAAAGUUAUCAAAGAAUUUAAAAAUAUUUAAAUCGUCGUCGUUUCGCGAAAAUUUAUUUUACGACGUCUUUUUUAUCAACAUCCUCGACGAUCCUUACUUGCAUUUAAAACAAUUUAUCGAAAAACAUUUAUAUUUUGAUAAAGAAAUUGACGUGGAGAAUAAAAAAAAAUCUUGCGGGAUCAUUUAUUGCAGAACUCGCGAUCAAACCGAGGUUUUAUCGACGAAAUUAAAUUCUUUAGGGGUGAAAUCGACGGUUUAUCACGCUGGGUUAAACCAUAAGAAUCGAAUUGAGUGCCAAGAAUCGUGGCAAAGCGGUUGCGUUCAAGUUAUUUGCGCCACAAUUAGUUUUGGGAUGGGAGUUGAUAAAGCGUCGGUGCGUUUCGUGGUUCAUUGGGGGGUCCCAAAAGAUCCCGCGUCUUAUUACCAAGAAUCCGGGAGAGCUGGACGCGAUGGAAACAACUCGUUCUGUCGAUUAUAUUAUAACCGCUCCGAUCGAAAAGCCGUCGAAUUCUUGAUAACCCAAGAACUCGGGAGAUCCAAAGAUAAAAAACAACGCGAAAAUAAAGCCAAAAACGCGAUGAAAUCGUUCGCAAAAAUCGUAGAAUUUUGCGAAUCCCCAAACGAGUGUCGCCAUAAAUUAUUUGCAAAACACUUUGGGGAUGAUUUUAAACGAUGUAAAACUAAAUGCGACGUUUGCGUUGAUCCUAAAAAGGUCGAAAAAAUGGUUGAGUUAUAUCUAACCAAAAGCAUUCAAUUUAAUUCGCUCCCCCAAGACAUUAAUGAUAUGAAUUAUGACGACCUUUAUGAGGGCGGGCGAAAAGCUGCUGAUAAUUACGAUAAUAACGAAAACGAUGAACGUAACAUUUACGAAGAAAAAGCCAAAAAAGAAACUACCGAGCUAAUUAGGAAACAAUUUCAACUAAGGCGGAGUGCCCAAGAAGUAUCAAAAGACACCAUCGAUAAGUUAUUCGCGAAAAAUUCUAAAGUUCAAGCGGCCGGGUCGACGAAAACUAAAGUUAAAGGGCUCACAAUCGCAGCUAGGGAGCAAUACUUUUCGAAAAUCACCGAGGUUUUGAUCGAAAAUUAUAAUCAAUGCGUUGAGGAGAAAGUUCUUGAUGCAAUCGAUAUUGAGGAAUGUACCAAGGAAUUAGAAUACUCUACUUUUACCUCGGUUACGACGCUAAUGAUGUAUCGAAACGCUUCAGCUAAAUUGGUAAGUAAAUGCUUUUCUCGAAAUUGACGCAUUUGAGAGCAAAAAUGAUAAGAUUAGGUACAACUUUCGUUCGAAAAGUUUUUUUGUAACAUCAUUAGAUUCCCGAAUACUACCACGACGAAGUAGUAAAAUAACGAAAU
Messenger RNA from Onthophagus taurus, 1988 nucleotides. The record is from RefSeq and is a predicted model, not a curated record. NCBI's taxonomy places the organism in Eukaryota, Metazoa, Arthropoda, Insecta, Coleoptera, Scarabaeidae.